GGAUGGGCGCAUUGCAAGAUAGCCUCCUUCACAACCACCAAUCCACCUAUUGAAGAUGGGAAGAGAGCCUCUCAUCGGCCUCGUAGGCAAGCCCUCGUCAGGCAAGAGCUCAACACUCAACAGUCUGACUGAUGCCUCCUCCAAAGUUGGUGGGUAAACCAAAUGCGGUCCGUCUCCAAUAUUCGAACUUGCGCUCACAAGUCCUGUAGGUAAUUUUCCGUAAGAAAGACCUGCCGAACCACACAACUGGCACAUUCCAAAGUACUGAUAAUUAUGGCAGCUUCACAACAAUAGACCCCCAGCGCGCGAUCGGAUAUCUGCAGAUUGACUGCCCUUGCGCCCGCUUCAAUGUCUCCUAUAGAUGUAAACCGAACUAUGGCGCAUGCAUUGAAGGACGACGAUCUGUUCCCAUAGAGCUUCUGGACGUUGCGGGUCUGGUACCGGGAGCGCACGAGGGAAAAGGGCUGGGAAAUAAAUUCUUGGACGAUUUGCGACAUGCUGAUGCGCUCGUACAUGUGGUAGAUGUGAGUGGAACAACAGACGCCGAAGGGAAAGCGACAAGAGGAUACGAUCCUUCACAAGAUAUCGUCUGGUUGCGAUCCGAAAUCGUACAAUGGAUUCUCGGAAAUUUGAUGCAGAAAUGGGGUUCCAUUAAGAGACGACAUAUUGCUGUAAAGGCUACGGCGGUUGAAACUCUCCAAGGGCAAUUUUCGGGAUAUGGAUCAACAUCUGCAGUCAUUGCUAGAACGCUGGAAAAAAUGGCACUGAAGGAGCCCCUCGAGCAUUGGAGUGACGAGACUGUUUCCAAAGUUGUAAACGCGUUUACUGACGAGAAAUUCCCAACCGUUAUUGCGCUUAACAAAAUUGAUCAUGCCGAUGCGGACAAGAAUAUCAGCAAGAUUGCAAAAAUGCAAGAUCCAAAAUCCAUCGUUCUGUGUUCUGCUAUUUCCGAAAUCUUCCUUCGAAAAUUAGCCAAACAAGGCUUUAUCAAGUACAACGAAGGAUCAGAAUUCGUAGACACAAGAGAAGAUCUCAUCGCUGAUGGCGAUCCAGAAGGGGGUGGGUUGAAAGAAAUGGACGAGAAACUGAAAACCAGGCUAGAGAAUCUUAAAGAUAUGGUACUCUACCGAUUUGGUUCUACAGGAGUCGUGCAGGUUCUUUCUCGAGCAGCAGAAUUACUUGGAUUAGUACCUGUCUUUCCCGUGAGGAAUGUCUCGAGUUUCUCCAGCGGUGCGAGUGGCAGUAACGCAGUUUUCAGAGACUGCGUUCUAGUCAAGAGAGGCACCACUGUCGCUGAAUGUGCAAGGAAGGUUAUCGGUGAUGCGCCAUUGGCAUAUGUUGAGGGCGCUGGUGGCGUGAGAGUUUCAGAAGAUGAUUUGGUUAGUAUUGGGAAGAAUGAUGUAAGUCAUCUGGUCAAGUUCCACCCAUGCCAAUACUAAUUCUUUCAGAUCCUCUCAUUCAGGGUUGGUCGGGCUUGAGGAAAACUGAUAAUAGGGAUCUGGCGUUGAACGGGGAAAUUUGCAUAGCAAUGGCGUUCAGAAUUGGAGGAUGAGAUAUCAAAAUGGUUGACUUAUUUUUGCAUCGAGAUAUUGCUCAAAUCAAUCUCGUGUCUCGGUGGGGUUUCAUUCGCUUUCCGAGCCCGAACUUGUCGGCCUCUCUGUACUAGCUCACAGUACAAACCUCUGGGCCAGUUGUAUCCAACGUUAGUUCAUUAGUUAAUUUAACGGUAACAUAAUAUAUAACCAGCGCAGAAAAUCC
Molecule: messenger RNA, 1758 nt
Organism: Hymenoscyphus albidus
Lineage: Eukaryota; Fungi; Ascomycota; Leotiomycetes; Helotiales; Helotiaceae
Source: the annotation of a GenBank genome assembly